CAGGCCCGCGGAGGUCACAGCAAGGCCACCAGGCACGAGGGCUACGCCACCGGUUCCCUCCGCGCUCGCCGCCAGCGCCCUUCGCCGCGGGCCCGUCCGACCCCGGAACCAUCGUGCUGCGACCGCGGGGAGCCGCCGGGCCUCGGCGAAACACUGCACAUCCUCCCUUCCCCUCCCCGCCCCCGGCCGCCGGACCUGGCUGGCUGCGGCUUCCGGCGGGGCGGGCGUUGAGGGCCAUGGGGUGGCAGAGGCGGUUUCUGGAGGUGGCGGCGGAGGGGCUGCUGGGCGCCUGCCCGGGCCAGGCACGGUUCCUGCUGUGGACGCUCCGCACCUCCCGAGAUAAGGAAUCUGGAUUAGAAAGGAUAUGUCCUUACUGCUUCCAGUUCCUGGUUCCUGAUAGCUGCCGGGUGCGUCUCAAACCAAAGAUGAAAGUGACUCCACAGAUAGAGAAGAUUCUUAAACAGGAGGCGAAGAACCAUAAACUUAGUAUGAAACAGACAAAGCUUUUGAAAAAGUACAGAGAGUCAAGAAGUGUUCUGCUGGUUACUUGCAACUCAUGCAACAAAACAACAAGACAUUAUGGUGAAAACAGGAAUUUUCUGGCUACAAAGACACGACGUUUUGGCACUCCAAGUGUUAAAUCUAGCCUGAGGACACCAGGUGUAAAAAUUCAGUCUGCAAAUAAAGUAACACCUGUAAGCUGCAGUAGGUGGGGAUCGAAAGGGAACAGCCCUUCAUCAAUUCCCAGAACACAUGCAUCUGGACAGGCGACAACCAACUCUGCUUCCAAGACUCCCCGAAACUCCAAAUUUCACUUUUCUAAGCUAAAACGGAUGCUUAACCUAGAAGAAAAAGAGAAAAGCCAGAAGGCAGAUUUGAAAACCUUCUUGACUUUACUUUAGUUACACAUUAUUUCAAAGUAAUAAAGAUUGCAGCAAUAA
Messenger RNA from Falco peregrinus (peregrine falcon), 941 nucleotides. It is a transcript of the gene RMP24, whose product is annotated as chromosome 3 C18orf21 homolog. Lineage: Eukaryota; Metazoa; Chordata; Aves; Falconiformes; Falconidae. The transcript has 5 exons. The record is from RefSeq and is a predicted model, not a curated record. The coding region runs from base 237 to 902 and encodes 221 amino acids.